Messenger RNA from Struthio camelus australis, 1767 nucleotides. The record is from RefSeq and is a predicted model, not a curated record. Lineage: Eukaryota; Metazoa; Chordata; Aves; Struthioniformes; Struthionidae.
AUGGCGCGACAGUUGGAACCAAUAAAUGAGGGUCUGCUCGCUAGGAUCUCGGAUCUCUUGCUGUGCCGAUGGACUUGUAGAAAUUGUUGUCAGAAGUGUUUCGACUGUAGCUGUUGUCAAACAAGUGAAGAUGAAGUUGAAAUCCUGGGACCUUUUCCUGCUCAGACUCCCGCCUGGCUGAUAAGCAGCCAGAAUGAGGACAAGGAUGGAGACUCUGAUAAUACGAUCAGCGAGUUGCCUCCCGCUCUCCAGGGUGCUUCCCCUGACAGGCGGCGGUCGUCCUCAGAUGCAUCACGGUCCACUUACAGCCUCACGAGGCGCAUUUCAAGUUUAGAGUCAAGGAGGCCAAGCUCUCCGCUAAUUGACAUCAAACCUAUUGAGUUUGGAAUUAUAGGAGCUAAAAAAGAAAUAGUGCAGCCAACUAUCCUGCGAAAAACCUAUACCCCAGAUGACUAUUUUAGAAAAUUUGAACCCAGACUGUACUCUCUUGACUCGAACAGCGAUGAUAUGGACUCCUUGACGGAUGAGGAAAUCUUAUCGAAGUAUCAGCUGGGCAUGCUGCAUUUUAGCACUCAGUAUGAUCUGUUGCAUAAUUACCUAAUAGUACGAGUCAUUGAGGCUAAAGAUUUGCCUCCUCCCAUCUCUUACGAUGGUUCAAGGCAAGAUAUGGCUCAUUCUAACCCCUACGUGAAGAUCUGCCUCCUUCCGGAUCAGAAGAACUCCAAGCAGACGGGAGUGAAACGCAAAACCCAGAACCCGGUGUUUGAGGAGAGGUACACAUUUGAAAUCCCGUUUUUAGAAGCCCAAAGAAGAACUCUGCUUUUAACCGUAGUGGAUUUUGACAAAUUCUCACGCCAUUGUGUUAUUGGGAAAGUGUCGAUGCCCUUGAGUGAUGUAGACCUUGUGAAAGGCGGACACUGGUGGAAAGCCCUUGUUCCUAGUUCUCAGAAUGAAGUUGAGUUGGGAGAGCUGCUGUUGUCGCUGAACUACCUACCCAGCGCGGGAAGACUGAACGUAGACAUCAUUAGAGCCAAACAGCUGCUUCAAACAGACAUGAGCCAAGGUUCAGAUCCCUUUGUGAAAAUCCAGCUUGUUCACGGGCUGAAACUAACAAAAACCAAGAAAACCUCCUGCAUGAGGGGGACCAUCGAUCCCUUCUACAACGAGUCCUUCAGCUUCAAGGUGCCACAGGAAGAACUGGAAAACGCCAGCUUAGUUUUUACAGCAAUGCCGGAGCCCGUGCAGGCCUUCUCCUGCCCUCUCUUCUGGAGCGAGUACGAGGGCCACUGCUACAGAUACUUCCCCAUCAACAAAACGUGGGCCGAGGCUGACCUUUACUGCGCCGAGUUCUCCGUCGGCAUCAGGUCGGCGAAACUGGCCUCCAUCCACAGCUGGGAAGAAAACGUCUUUGUGUACGACCUGGUGAACAGCCGCGUGCCGGGGAUCCCCACCGACAUCUGGACGGGACUCAACGACCUCCGGCAGGAGGGUCACUUCGAAUGGACAGACGGCUCCUCGUACGACUACAACUACUGGGACGGGAACCAGCCGGACGACGGGAUCCACGCCAUGCCGGGGGAGGAGGACUGCGUGCAGAUCUGGUACAGGCAGAGCAGCGGACCUGGAGUCAAUGGAGCGAGAAAAAGCAGCAACGGAAACAAGGCUGGAUGCAAACAUGCAGAAAUAGCUGCCAGGCCAUGUAAUGGCACCGGCUCUGUUGCUUUGAAAGCCUGCACCGGAAAAAUUCGUGGCCUGAAGCAGACCUGA